UCAGUGAAAAAAGUUGUGUUUUCUCGAAAAUUUAAUAUCAGCUGAACAAAUUUGCAGUAAAAUUGUGAUAGUGCGUAAGAUUUACCGAUGGAAGUGAACUGUAAUCGAGUGCGGCGAAGCUGCCAGCGGCUUCGCGACCGGUUAGGAUGUCAUCAGAUGGAUCCAUUUCUAAGGUUAACCAAACUGUCUUCGACGAGCAUGAACGAACUGGUGGCGGUGCUUGGCGAGCUAAUUGUUGAUCCAGCCUACACGGAACAGAUCGGACGGGAGUUCGGCAGCAUGCUGCUGUUGAUCGUUGCUAGUGCAAUGGGUGGGGACGGUGAAAUGGGCAGUGCCGGCGAACAGGACCGUGACGGUUACCAGCGGCGAUGUGUAGCACUGUCGAAGAUGGUCAGCGAAUGUCCCAGCGUACUUCGAUUCAGCAUCCAUUUCUUCCGUCACAAUCCACCCCCGUUUGGGGCACAGGAAUCGGUGACUUACGUGCCAAAGGUAAAGGUUAAGAAAGCUGCCAAGCAGCCGGUUUCGGAUUUGGAACUGGUCCGUAGUUGCUAUAGGUUUUUGAUGGCCGAUGUUAGUUAUUUUCGUUCGGCUUGGAAUUGGUCGGAGUUUUUUGAGUUGUACGAUCGUAAGGGAUGUGACCGGCAGCGGUAUUACUGCAAUCGCAUUGUGGCGAUGGUCAGUGGAAUGGAUCAAAGUCAGUUGAGUAGUUUGGAUCAGGAGCUACCGGCGGAAUUGCUGGUUGCGGAACAGAUGGAGCAGACUGUAACGCAGGAAAACCGGUGUGAUCAGCAGGAUGAUGAUAGCGGGGAGAAAAUAAGAUGGAAUUUUAGCAGUCGUGUGGUCACAAACGUAGGCGAAGUACUGCUGCCGAUAUUUGAUAGUGAUAAUUGUGAGUUCUACCGUACGGUGGAAAGUGAGCUAGUAACGGUAGAUUCGACACGUUUGAAUGUGAGAAGUUUGGCCUUGGGUGUUUCCUCCGGAAAAGCCAUCUGCUUGUCCGGUCCGGUUGGUUGUGGAAAGACGUCGUUAGUGGAGUUCUUGGCUAAGAAGACGGGCAGAAUCGGACCUAGUGCACAAGAUCUAAGCAAGCGGUUGAUGAAAAGUGUUGAAAAAGUAAAAAGUUCGAAACGUAAAUCGAAUGGAAAACCUGAGGAGGCGUUGGAUGUAAAUUUGGAUAAGUUGAAAAAAGAGGUUUCUAAAAGUGGAUUUCUACGAAUUCAGUUGGGUGAUCAAACGGACAGUAAGAUGCUGCUGGGUCAGUAUCGGUGUACGGAUACUCCGGGAGAGUUCGUGUGGCAACCGGGAGUGCUGACGCAAGCGGUCAUUAACGGGUACUGGUUGCUGCUGGAAGAUUUGGACUGUGCAACGCAGGACGUUUGUACGGUUUUAACUAAUCUGUUGGAGAAUAAUUAUCUGAGUGUUCCCGGUUUUCGGGAUUGUUUGCGGAUUGAACCAGGAUUUCAACUUUUUCUGACGCUGCGAACACAGAAGACGGGCAGUGGUGCAACGCACAGUCCUUAUAACUUGUUGGAAAAGUAUCUUUACACGGUAAAUAUUCUACCUCUAAGUCGACCGGAACUUUGUUCGAUAAUUUGUACGAAAUUUCCUGAACUGAAAACAGUCGCCAGUCGGAUUGUGGACAUUUAUUUAACCUUUUCUAGUGGUAAUCAUGCUAUUGGUAAUGAAGAAACAGAAGAAGCGGUGAAAAUUCUAGAAAAUAAACGACUAGCUAGUGGUAAAGACACUGGAGAAGGCGACGAUUGUCUGCCCAGAUUCCAGUAUGAUAAUUUAUCGCUGGCCAAUCUCCCCAACACUGGUAGGUUGGUCUCAACUAGAGAUUUGAUUAAACUUUGUCGUCGGUCGGUUCAAAGUUUCUCGGUAACCAGUACGGAAUGCGCCUACUUUGUGUUCCAAAAUGCGGUGGAUUUAUUCUGCUCGCACAUUCCGGCUGGGGAUUUGAAGCGGAAUCUAAUUGUCAGCAUCGGUGGUAAAAUUGGCAUCAACCAAAGUCGCUGCGAGCAUCUGUGUGACGAUUACAAACCGGACGUCGAUGUGAGCACCUCGAAGGAGAUCAAAAUCGGUCGGGUGCCUUUGUGUCGAAACUUCGAUGAUGAUCAGGAUCGGGAGAAAGAGAAUUCCUUUCGGCACAAGAAGCUCCGCUUGGAUGAGAAUGCUUCUUCGAAGGUGAAGUUGCAAGCGUUUAAAUUGCAAAGUCAAGCACCGACGUUUUCCUUCACCCGGCCGGCGUCCUGUUUGUUGGAGCGAAUUGCCGUUUCUGUGGCGCAGAAUGAACCUACGCUGUUGGUGGGAGAAACUGGUGUCGGUAAAACCAGUGCCAUCCAAUAUUUGGCUUACCAAACGCGCCACAAACUGGUUGUGGUCAAUAUGAACAAUCAGUCGGAUGUGUCCGACCUGAUUGGAGGUUUUAAGCCGGUCGAUUUAAGCUACGUCAUAACGCCACUUCGGUACGAGUUCGAGUUUCUUUUUGGUAAAACUUUUAAUGUUCAGAAAAAUGAAAAGUUCCUUUCGAAUGUUAGUGUUUGUUACAACCGAGGAGAAUACAAUGUUUUAGUGAAAUUAAUGCUGAAGAUUACGGAAAAAGUGUUUGUCAAAUUUACAGACGGUAAUUCUGAGGAGGAAAUUCACGACAAAUGGAUUCGUUUGGAGAGGAACCUUAGAAAGUUGGAUGCCCAGCUGAAAAACUCCGUUAACGUGUCGUUUGCCUUCAUUCCUGGUUCCUUAGUCAACUGCAUCCGGAACGGGGAUUGGGUUCUGUUGGACGAAAUUAAUUUGGCUUCAACGGAAACGCUCGAAUGUUUGUCAACCAUUCUCGAACCGGACGGUUCGAUCAUUCUGCUAGAGCGAGGAGACUUUGUACCGGUGAAACGCCAUCCAGACUUUCGCAUCUUUGCCUGUAUGAACCCGAACACGGAUGUUGGUAAGAAGGACCUUCCGGUGGGCAUCCGAAAUCGUUUCACAGAAUUUUUCGUGGACGAAUUAGUCACGGAAAACGACCUGCUGAUAUUGGUGAACGAUUAUCUCGGCAGUACGGGGGUCCAAAAAGUCCGCAUUCUAAACACGGUUAAACUGUACCGCCGUUUGAGGGCUUUGUCGCAGCUGGAGCUGAACGACGGGCUUGGUAAUAAACCCGUCUACUCGCUGCGCACGCUGUGCCGUGCGCUAAGCAUUUGCGCCAAAAACCUUUGCGGGUCGAUCGAACGAAACCUGUACGAGAGCUUCUGCCUGAGUUUCCUAACUCAGCUGGACCUAAAAUCCCACCAAACGGUGCUCAGUUUUAUCCAGAAAACGCUCCUCAACGACAUUAAUCAGGCAAUUUCCCAUCAAAUUCCGAAACCCGCCGUCGGCGAGCAGCUAAACUUCGAAGGAUAUUGGAUCGAGAAGGGUCCAAAAGAGACGCAGCAAUGCGAGCAGUACAUCCUAACGGAAAGCGUACGAAGCAACCUGCGUGAUUUGGCACGAAUCAUUUCGAUCGGAAAGCUUCCCGUCCUGCUGCAGGGACCGACUUCGGCGGGAAAAACCAGCCUCAUCGAGUACAUUGCCAAACGCAGCGGAAAUGUGUGCCUUCGGAUCAAUAACCACGAACAUACCGACUUGCAGGAGUACAUCGGAACGUACGUAGCGGAUGUGAGUGGUAAACUGUCCUUCAAAGAGGGCGUUCUAGUGGAAGCCAUGCGGCAAGGUUACUGGAUCAUUCUGGACGAACUGAACCUGGCUCCGAGUGACAUUCUGGAAGCCCUAAAUCGAGUCCUGGACGACAACCGAGAACUUUUCAUCCCCGAAACCCAGGUCGUCGUUAAAGCCCAUCCUAAUUUCAUGCUUUUUGCUACGCAAAAUCCUCCGGGACUGUACGGUGGACGUAAAAUGUUGUCCCGAGCGUUCAAAAAUCGCUUUAUUGAGUUGCAUUUCUCGGACAUUCCCCGGGAUGAGCUGCAGGUGAUCCUGGAAAAGCGGUGUCUCAUCCCAAAAUCUUACUCGCAAAAGAUGGUCAAAGUUAUGUCCGAGCUGCAGAUGAAUCGACGAAGCACCAGCAAGCAAAACUUUACCCUUCGUGAUCUGUUCCGGUGGGGCAACCGGUACACCUACGCCGACAGUAAACUGCUGGCGGACACAAGCUACGAUUGGAACCAGCACCUGAUCGACGAAGGCUAUUUGGUUCUAUCCUCCAAGGUACGCAAUCUAUUCGAAACCCAAAUCAUAGAACAGGCUCUUUACACCCAUUUCCGGAAACAAGUUUCGGAGCAGAAGUUGUUUUCCCUGUCGAAGGAAACUUCCCGUGUUACUCGUCCAAUCCUGGAAGAACUGGAACGGCAAACCCUUUUCGACGGAAUCGUUUGGACCUUCGACAUGCGUCGAAUGGCAGUCCUAACGGCAAAGGCGCUGGAGUUCAACGAACCCGUUUUACUGGUCGGUCCUACCGGCUGUGGAAAGACCACAAUUUGUCAAAUUUUAGCAGCCGUGCGAGGGAAAAAGCUCCGAAUCCUGAACUGUCACAUGCACACCGAAGGUGCAGAUUUUCUCGGUGGUCUGCGACCAUUCCGUGAAGCGGACUCUUCUACAAAAGAUUCAAACCAGUUGUUCGAAUGGUCCGACGGUCCACUGGUCCUCUCGAUGGCCGAAGGUGGCUACUUUCUUGCGGACGAAAUUUCCCUGGCUGAAGAUUCCGUGCUGGAACGACUGAACUGUGUCCUGGAACCGGAGCGAACGCUUCUGCUGGCCGAAAAGGGAGGAGUUUCGGCGGAUGCGUGCGAAUUUGUGAUAACCGCUUCGGAAGGUUUCCAAUUUCUGGCCACCAUGAAUCCGGGAGGAGACUUCGGAAAGAAAGAACUCUCACCUGCGCUGAGAAAUCGACUGACGGAAAUUUGGUGUCGCGCCACCAAUUGCAAGGACGACUUGAUUCGAAUCGCAGAGCAUGCUCUGCGACCUAACCUCAACGCUCAACUUAACCUCAAUAACGUUGCAAAAGUCCUCAUUGGGGUUGUCUUCACGCUGAAAAAGAAGAUUGAUAAGCUAAAUUUCAGUAUACGUGAUGUUCUCGCUUGGGUGACGUUCAUUGGCAAAAAUCACUCCAACCUAUCGCUUGCAGAAUCCCUCAUUUACGGACUGGAAACGGUGUUUCUUGAUGCCCUGGAAAUGUUACCGUACGAAACCUUCGAAGAAAUCGUUGCUAUCCGUAGUGAAAUUCUCGCCAAUCUUCAACUCUUAGCACGGGACCUUCUCAACAUCAAAGAAUUUAACCUCAACCGAGGAUCGUCCGUCGAAUCAACCAAUUCCCAAUUCGGAAUCAAACCAUUCUUCAUCCCCCUGAAUCCAGAACAACGAGACCGCCACACGGAGUUCCUGUUCAGUGCUCCAACCACGCAGCAAAACCUGUUCCGCCUUCUAUCGGCCCUCAGUCUGGACAAAGCGAUCCUCCUCGAGGGUCCCCCAGGAGUGGGCAAAACCUCUCUGGUGGAGAACCUUGCCCGUGCCACCGGGCACGCCAUCGUCCGCAUCAACCUGUGCGAACACACCGACCUUGCCGAUCUAUUCGGCACGGACCUCCCAGCAGAAGACCACUCUCUUGAGUUAGCUUCCAAACAAAGCGCCUCCGGCGCUGAUCAUCGCGAAGCGACCAACAAAUUGGGUUCAUUCGUUUGGCGCGAUGGCCCACUACUGGCGGCCCUCAAAGCCCCCAACACCUGGGUCCUGCUGGACGAGCUCAAUCUCGCUCCGCAGAGCGUACUGGAAGGGCUGAAUGCCAUUCUCGAUCACCGCGGAGAAGUCUACAUUGCCGAACUAAAUCGAACAUUUAAACUCGGACAGCAAACGCGAAUUUUCGCGGCCCAGAAUCCUCUCCGCCAGGGCGGAGGCCGUAAAGGCCUACCGCAAUCAUUCCUAAAUCGUUUCACCAAAGUCUACCUAAGGAAGUUAGAACGAACCGAUCUACUGCAUGUAGUCAACGGAAAAUACCAGCAGAAGUUCGCUGCGAUCGGUGAAUGCUUGAUCGAAGAUCUAGGCCGACAACCGGGUAACGACGUAAGUUAUUUCGAGGGUUUGAGCUCGCCGGAGGCGCACUCCAUUCGGUUUGAUCUGACCGAACGAAUGGUGCUCUUUUCCGAAACCCUGGAAACAGGUAUUGCGAAGCUGGAGUUCGGCUACAAGGGAGGCCCGUUCGAGGCGAACCUCCGGGACAUCUUGCGUUGGUGUGAGCUGCUCUGCAGCGAUCGGGUUGGUUUUCUGCACAAGCAAAUGAGCAGCUCCGUUGCUUCCUUCCAGCGGUUCCAGCUGGUACUGUUCGAAAAGAUGAAGCUGGUCUACUACCAGAGGAUGCGAACCGAUGUCGAUAAAAGCUACAUUUUAACAGCCUUCGGUACGGUUUUCGGCUGUGACGCUUUCGAGUUGGAUCAGCGCUCACAGGAUAUCAGCGUCUACUGGACCGAUAAUAAACUAUACUUAGGUGAUUUGGUCAUCGAAAACAGCAAACAACCGUCGGAGGAUACAAACUCCAUUCCACAGCAGGUGACUGCGGCCGCGCCGCUUAUGCUAGCGAGUCAAAUCGAAGCACUGAAAUGCGUUGCCGAGUGUAGCCAGCUGGGCAAACCGGUCAUCCUGUGCGGUCCGAGUGAUUGUGGUAAAACGAAAAUCAUUCACCUGCUGACGACGCUGAGUAGCCAAUACUGUAACGUCGAUACGAUCGAUGAUUCCGUUACGGGAAGCUUUCAGCAGUUGGAUUUCAAUCGCCACCUGGAGGAGGUGUCGUGUGCCGUUGAGGCAAUACUGAUGGAAGCCGUCAAGGAGGCGGUAUUGGAUGGCAGCCAUUCCGGACGGAAGCUGAUGGUGCAUUUGUUCGGUGUUUGGGAAAAGUAUGCCCGAUUGAACGAUGGAAAAAUGGCAUUUACCACCCAGAACGUACAGACCGAGGAGCUCUCCCUGUUCCGGAAACGUCUCGCAGCCCUACAGGAAGUGAUCAGCGCGCUAGCCGAUCACGACCAAACCACCAGAUGGCAUCCGAGGCUCCGUUCGAUGCAAGCGGUCCUGGCCGUACUGCUCCGUGUAUCCCAGCAGGCGGAAAGCCUCAACACGGGCGGUUACUUCGAGUGGGUCGACUCCAAGGUGGUCAAAUCGCUCAAGCAAGGUCAGUACAUUUGUUUGGAACACGUCAAUCUGUGUUCGUCGGCUAUACUGGAUCGAUUGAAUCCGAUCUUCGAACCGGAUGGUACGUUGCUGAUUUCGGAGAAGGGUGUGGAUGGGAACCAGGAGGCGGAGGUUAUUCGUAAGCAUGCGAAUUUUCGGGCUUUCCUCACGUUGGAUCCGAAGCACGGGGAGAUUUCACGGGCGAUGCGCAAUCGGUGCGUGGAGCUGGCGCUCCACCGCGAGGGUUACUCGGAGGAUGAUUUGAGGAAGUUGGUGUACGAGAAUGGAGUGCGGCAGGGGUGGUUGAUUGGUGCCAUACUGGCCGUUCAUCGCGGGGUGAAGAAGGUUUCCGAAUUCAACCAGUUUGGGGUUGCGCAUGUGCUGAAGUUUGCCUACCUGGUUGGGCAGAACCAACGGAUGGGAGUUCCGGCGAGGAAGUGUUUGCUGAUCAGUGCGCUGGAGGUUUACGUGAGGUCGUCCGGCACGGAUUUGUUGGGUUAUGGAUUGGAGUAUUAUAGGACGGCACUGAGAAGUGCUGUUGAGGAGGAAAUUGAGAAGGCGACGGAGGUGGUGGAUCUGGUGGACUACGGUCAUGUUGUGCUGAGAUCGGAUCAACUGAACCGGCUGCAGUUGAUUAAGUUGCAGGCGGAACCGUUGUUGUGUGUGCUUCGGUGUCACCAGUACGGAGUUACCGAUACUAUCGGGGCGUUGGUUAACAUUUCGACGAAGUUCGGUGAGCAACAGGAGUUUGGUUUGAGUGAUUUGAAAUAUUGUCUGUAUUUGUUGUAUGGAAUGAGCAGUUUUCAAGACGUUAAGUGCCGAAACAUCUUUCUGGCAGAAUCGUUGAAAAUUGUGGGCAAAUAUCAGUGCAAGAAUGAAAUCGUACCGUCCGCUCAGGAAGUCGUCGAAGUUGAUUUUGAGGUUAAAUCAAAUUGUACCGGACAGAAGUUCGAUUCGGGUCAAGGAUUUUCAGACUACAAAGACCUUCAGCAUUCCGAACAGGAGAAGUUCGAGGUGGCACCCGGUGAUUCAGCAACGGUUGAGACCGUUUUGCAGCAUUUGGUUGAAUUAAAUGACCUUCUUUUUGAAACUGUCCAAAAAUUUGCUGCAGCUGCAGCUGCUGGUGGUGGACAUCUGCCGUGGGAUCAUUCCCUUUUCCCGGAAAUACGAGAAUAUCGGCAGGAUACUAGUGUGGAUCAGUAUCGGAUUGGUGCGAUUCUGCUUCUUGAUACGACUCUAAAACCCAUUGAGGUUAAACAAUCGAUUAAACUGAGCCAAAUUGAUGUUCUAUCCUACUCGAAGGCCGUGACGUUGAAGAUGAUCAACGAUUCCGUGGGAAAUCACUUGAUUGAACAACUUUAUGACUUCCUCGUGAAUUUUAGACCGCUGGUUGAGGAAACCCUACGGUCGACUACUUUGAACGGUGAAAUUUACACCAAGCUAGUUGGUUCCUAUUUUUGGAUCAAUCGAUUGAUCACACUUUCCGGCCGGAAAUUGUUCGUCAACAGGGAAGUGAACUCCGCCUUGGUGGACUACAUCAUGCUGCACAUCAAAUGGGUUCAGAAGCAUUGUCUUGCCCUGUUCGAAGGAGGUCACAAUUGUGAACGGUUCAAAGCGGUGGCUCGCUCGUUGGAGGAUUCGGUGCAACGGAGCAGUCAUCCCCUGGCAGAGGGAAGGAAAGUUUACUCCAAGACGUUCCUCAACAGUUUGCCACUAUAUUCUCGGGAGCAAGUAGACCACCGGCAAGCGUUGGUGGAGUUCAAUGAAGGGUUGCGGCUGGUUCCGAGGUUGACUCGCCUGUUCGAUUAUGAUGAGUUCCGGAAGAGAUUAGCUCUGCUUAGUCACGGUAAGACCAUUGAUGUUAGGCGUUCGUGGUUUGCGAAGGCUGCCCAAGCUCCGUUGAUGAUGUUGGAGAAGCGGGACUGCCUGCUGGCAGUUGAAGAUGAGAAACUUGGACGCCUCUUGAAGCUGAUUCAGGACUUACCGACCUACGAUCAGUUGGGUGACGAUCAACUAAGCCAAGAUGUACGUCGGUUGGAAGAUUAUAGAAAAUUUGUGGAGCAAUUUGAAUCGUUUGAAGAUGGCGGAAAUAAGUUUGAGGUUGAGGUGCUUCCACUUUAUGAGUACUUUUUGGUGAAAAGUUUGACGGCCGGAAGUUCAGUGGUGAACCAGGAUUACGUGGCGAAUGUUCGUUCCCUCAAUCUGGAUGUACUGGAAUUGUUUAAGCAGCGUAAUGAUGUGAAACAUCGAAGCGUAGUACAAGUGAUGGCGGUCUUCAAUGAGUUGGUGGCUUCCGGGAAAUUGGAGAUUGAUGAUGUGAUGAAAAACCUACCACCGGGUGCGUAUGGUUGUUUGACAUCGUACUAUAAGAGUUGGAGAAAGCAGAUUUACAACUUCCAGCUCGGUUCUUUGGCUGUUGAAGGUGCGGUGUGCUAUAAAAAUGGUACGGAAUCCGACUAUGAAGCGUGUCCUGAGCAGGUGACCAGUCAGACCUUCCACGGUGCUAUUUUGACCUCAAAUGUUUUAAACGUUGUGCUGGAAAAUAAUGGCGAGCUUCGCUCGACCGGAUUGGGAGAGCUUCCCGAAUGGAGAAAAAUGCUGCAGGUUAUGAGAGAUACCAUGUGGAGCAAUUCGACGCUGAUGGGAUCGAAGCAGGCUUUGCACAGUGUUGAGUUACGCAACGCAAUUGAAGAUGCGAAAAAGUUGUUGUUCGAAAUUGAUACGUUGAAAAAGUUAUUUAAUUGUGAUUCAAGUGAAAAAUUCCUACAAGAUUUCAACAAACUGAUUGACGAACUCCGAAAUGUAGUACAGCAAGCAACGCUUGCGGAAGUAAAUGCUGACUACAGCAAAUUUUUCUCUAGCAGUGAAAGGAAUUCACAAUGGCGACUGGUUUCGUUGCUGCGCUCCCUCAUGGGAGCGCUCGAGUUAAACCUGAUGGUUCACCUACCUCUGAUGGAUCCAGUGGAAAAGAACUCUCUAAAAAAAGCAUACACAGACGAGGACAUUGCCCACUACCGGACGUUGGUUCAGGUUUACGAUUACAUGGCAAUCACCAUGAGCUACCGACGUCUAGGGGAAGCAACCAAGCGCUCAUUCACGGACCAUCUAAACACGCUGGUUGCUAAGCGACAAAAGCUAUCCCGGAAAGUUGCCCUCCGUCCGGAGAACAACCUGUACAGCGAGCUCGUUAGGGACAUUAACAAUUUCCUCCUAUCUUGUUGUCACCCGGGAACGUUGGUGGAACUACUCAAGACGGCCACUCAGUGCUGGGAGUUUGAGGUUGACGUGAAAAAUCCGGUUAAAAACUGCACCCAAACCGGAGCCUUCCAGCUGAAGGCGAACGAAACCAUUAAGCAGAUCGAACUGUGGAUGAAUACCGCCGAAAAGUUCGAACAUCACACGUUGAAGCGGUACGGUGCCUACUAUCGGGACUUUUUGGAACCGUUAAGCUGCUCGGUAGCCGCGUUGAAGUACGGUCUGGCCGGCGUGAGGCACUCGCUGCUGAUUCGAAGGGAUUCGAUUGAGGUUAAGAGCAGUAGUGGAGUGUUUUAUGACCUUUCCGAGCGGGAUGCGCUGACUAAAAUCGUUCAGAAGUUCGUUCAAUUCCCAAUGGUUAAGCCGAUUGAGUUGUUUGAUGUGGAAACUACCGGAGGAGGAGGACACCGGGUGAAUGUUUAUUCGCUGUUGGAGAAGAUCGACCACAGCGAGGCGAACUAUUUCCGCUUGUUGAAGUCCAAACUGCAGGAGGUGAGGAAUGUGAUUACGCUGCGAGGGUCUAUCGGAGAGGACGAGUUCGUGGAUUUGGAUAAACUGGUGAAUGUUUGCAAUCAAGUGUGGCAAAAGCAGGAGCACCUGCGGCGCAAGAAACAAGCCGAAGAGGACAGUUUGUAUCAGACUAAGAGUCACUGCGAGGAGGAAAGUGAAGAAGUGCUCGCGGAGCGAGAGAUUAGCGAUAUGUUCCCGAAUUAUGUGGAUGAAGAUUUUGCUGAUUUCAUUCAAAAUGACACGCUGGAGCAGGUGAUUAAGGUCGGUAAGGUUGGACGAGGGCAAAAGCUGGUGGACACGAUUAGCCACGAGGAUUAUGCGUUGAUCUGCGAGAGCUUCAUGUAUUUGAUGAAUAAGUUCUCCCGUUCGUACUAUUACAAUCCGGAUGUUGUUGCAGCGGAUUUGCCAGAAACGGCGGCACCGGAUUUCAUCUCUCCAUUCAAAACAAAAAUCACAAUUUUCCAACAGCUGAUGCGCAAAUAUAAGCUAGCAUUGAACAGCAAACUGGAUGAAAGCUUCUACCCCGGUUUGAGCCUGCUAAUUGGCCUGCUGCGGGAGAAAUACGACGACCAAGAUUUGCAGUCGCCGUUGGCGACGUCGGCAAAAUACAAUUUCUAUAAAGAUUCCAACACAGCGGAGGUCGUACAGUGCGUCGCGGUUCUCAAAAAGGUUGAAGAGCGAGUCCGAGCUUUGCUACUGGAAUGGCCAGACCACGCUGGGUUGAAAGAUAUCAUUCGAAUCUUGGAGCGGAUCUACGGCCUCCCAUCGACGGCUCCGAUUGUCCGCUUUAGCACCGGGCUGCAGCUGCUGCGGCAGAAGAUCGACGAGUGGAACGCUGUCGCCCAUCGGGCGAACAAUCUGCGCGAGCUGGAGGCCGAAAUCGUAACGUUCGUGCACCGCUGGAUGCGCAUGGAACUCCAGUUUUGGCGUGAUUGCAUGGGACAAACGUACGAGAAUGUUCGCAGAAAAGCCUGCAAAUAUUGGUUCUUUAUGUACAAUUUGCUGCACGAAUUUUUGCAAAGUGAUUCUAAGGCGAAGCUGGGGAAUUUGCUGGAUUAUAGGAAAGUCGAACGCUACUUCGGGGAGGAUGAGCUGUUGGAAGACGAGCAGCAGGUCGAGGAUGGUUCGGUUCAAAUCGGAGAUUUGGUUCAAGUUCUGAAACAGUUUAUGGAGUCUUCCAGCUACGGAGAGUUCAGCACACGACUUCGCAUGCUGAAGUCCUUCGAACAGUAUCUUAUCUAUCUCAGCUAUGAAGAUAACCGUAAAAAGGACACGAUCGUCGCCGUUUUGCAUAAUCUGCACAUGUAUUACGAUCAGUUUUCGGCGGAAAUCGAGGAAUACAUCAAGUCGAAGCGAACUCCGAUCGAGAAAAAACUGAAAGAUUUUGUUAAAAUUGAAUCCUUUAAUAAGGAUUUAUCCUACUUUAGUAUGCGAAAUAACAUCGCCCGAGUGCAUCGCCAGCUGCACAAGUUCCUGAAGGAGUUCGAAACCGCAAUCCGGGAAAAAAUCCUUCCCAUAUUCAGCCCGAAAGAUCCGGCGAAGGAGAUCAACGAUGCCGAAGAGCAAAAGGUCAAAACCCUCCGCUCGGACCCGAAGAUCACCUACUACAUGGUGGACGUGAAAAAUUUCAUGGCCUCAGCGAAGCUGAAGGAAAAGUUCUCACUCGCCACCGACCUACCGAAGGAGCAAACCGCCAACCAGGAGUUGUUCAGCAAAAUUGACCGCUUUUUCCUAACCUCUCGCGGUGUCGUUAAGCAGGCGAUCCUACACGGACCCUUCCCGGGGUUGAUCUACAGCUUGGACACGUUCCUGCACGACCAGAUCGAAACCAUUGAAUAUCUUCGUGCGCUGGAGGUGAACCGCGAGCAACCGAAACCGAAGCAAAAGUCACAAGCCAAGCAGAUUCUCAAUCAAAAGCGAAAGGCUUUGGCCGACUUCUACAAGAGCCUAACGCAGCUGGGGCUUAGCUAUCGAAGUGGUGUUAUUGAGGCUGCCAUAGAAUCUGAUCCGGUGGAUCUAACGAUCAAGCCAUUUGCCGUCGAAUCGCUGACUCAGAACAACAAGUAUCGUAAGGUCAAUCAACAUCUCGUGUUUUUGAAUGAUAAGCUGAAUCUGUACUACUCGAAGUGUGUCUUUAAGAUUAAACUACUGUCGAAGGUGAUGUUGCAGCCGAAUCCAGAAGUCGGGGUGAUGAAUAUCGAUCGGAUUCGUGGCUUUGCCACGGAUCUGUUCCUGUUGGUGCAAUCCCAGCGGAAAGAGCUAGGUCAAUCCAUCGCCAGUGUUUGUCAGCUGAGGGACCGCAUACAAGAGCUGACACAGUUGAGUGGUUGUUUGGAAUCGACUGCUCAAAAGUUCCGGUUCGAAGAGGCUCGCCAACAGUUCCGAACCAUGAAGCGUUGCCUUGUCGAAGUACGAAGUGUUUUGGAACAGUUCAAUCUCCUGCUGAAGUGUGCUCCUGCGGAGCCCCGUGAAGAGCUGAAAGUGCUUCCGAGUGAUGCUGGAAUGGAUCAGAAAGCGCUGGCCCCGGUUUCGAGACUGUCGCAUGAUUGUUUAAGCUUGACAGUCAAGUUAAGUGAUGAGUUGAAAAAAUUCGACGAAACAUACAUCGCUGGUGAUACGGUUUUACGAGUACGCAAGCAGUUCCAAGAUAUUUGCCGCACUCUAGAAGCCCUCAGUGAUAAACUAAAGGUCGAAAACACAAACGAACACUCAAUCUACGCACAAUCCAUCACCGAUCUACUGAAGAUCGUUCAAAAAACUAACGAUAGCCUAAAUCAAACGGAGGAGCAACUAGAAACCACCGAUGAAAACCCAUCCCAAACCAGCCAGAACGUCAACAACGAACUGGAGAACAUUAUCCACACGGUUCUGCUAGCCAUGCAACACCUCUUCAAAAAAUACUCCGCGCCAGACGAAGAGAAACCGACAGGCACCUCAACCGAUGGGGCAACAACUUCCAAGGAUGAGGAGGAGCCGGACGAUCAGGACCAGGACGGAGGCAACGCACUACAACCGCAGCAUCUAAAGCAAAAAAUCAACCACAAUCUGCUGCAGGACCUGCAAACGUUGAACCUACGGAAGCUGUCCGGCAAGCUGGACGGGCUCCUGUUGGUGCUGGAAAACAUUGGCGAUCCGGCGGCGAGCAAGUCGGUCGUGCAGAAGCUCGUUCGGCUGGUUCCGCUGCUCGAACAGUACGAGCUGUUGGUCGAGUAUUACCUCGUUCAGCAGCUGGGAGCGCAUAAGAUUAGUGCGAAAAUGCUCUCGGUUAUGCUGACCGUGUUCAUUGAGUUGGGUAGUAAGGGUUUUUGCGUGCCGCGAGAUUUGCUGGGUGAUGACGAUCAGGAUGGUGGAGGUGAACGGCAGGAGGAGAACCAGCAGAGUGGGGAAAAGUUCGGUUUUGAAGAUGGCGAAGGGGAGAAGGAUGUAUCGAAUAAGAUUGAAAGUGAGGAUCAGCUGGAGGAUGCGAAGAAACCGGGACAGGAGAAGGACGAGGAGCAGGAGGAGGAAAAGGAUAACAAAGAGGAGAAGGGAAUUGAUAUGAGUGAGGAUUUUGAGUCGAAGCUGCAGGAUGUGGAGAAGCCUGAGGGUGAUGAUUCUGAGGAGGAGAAGGAAGACGAGGAGGAGGAUGUGGACAAGCAGAUGGGUGAGACGGAGGAAGGGGCUGAGAAGUUGGACGAUCAGAUUUGGGGUGAUGACGAGGAAAAAGAAGACGACGAAAAGGAAGAGGAUAUGGAGGAGGAGGAUGGGAAAGGUUCGGGAGAGGCGGAUGAACAGCACAACAAUUUAGAUUCGGAGAAGGAAAAGGCUCCGGGAGACGAGGAGGAGGGAUUGGAUGCGAUCGAUCAGGCGAAGGAUGAUCGAAAGAAAGAGAAACCCAAGGAUAUCGAAGAUAUGAACAAUCAGGAAGGGGAGGAAGAGCAGGAAAAUCCUUACCACAAUCAGUUGGAGGAGCCACCACAGCCGGAAGAGUUGGAUCUGGAUGAGGAAUUCAACUUGGAUAAUGAUAACCGGCCGGAUAAUCAAAAGGAUGAAGGGGAGGACCAGGAAAAUCCAUUUGACGUUGAUAAUAUGAAGGAUAGUGCCGAGCAACAAGAUGAAGAGGGAGAGGAGUCGAAGGAAAACGACCAACAAGAAGAGCAAAGUACUCAACAAAAUGCCGACGGUGACUCAUCGGAUGAAGAGGAAGAAGAAAAACCGGAUGGUGAAUUGAAACUGGACGACAAGCAAGAGGAAGGAGAACAAGAACCGACCCCAGAACAGGAGGAAGAGGAAAUCCAGCAAAUACCGGAUAAAGAAAAAGACGAGCAAGACGAACCACAAGAAGAACAAACUAAUGACGGCGGCGAAAAGAAAAAGGAACAAACCGAACAGCGGGAAUCGAACGACAAACGUUCGGAGGAGGAUCGCAUCGAAGCGAUGCCCGAUAGUGAGAACAAGGGCACAAGCGAUCAGGUGGCGAACGAAAAGCCGGAAUCCAAGCAGGAAAAUGAGUUGCACGAACAGGACACCGGAGAAGAUAAGGACGGGGUUGGACAGGCGGAAAAUGAACAAUCCGAAAGCGGUCAUCAAGGGAUUGCUGAAUCGAAAGAAACUCGGGCGAAUCGUGACCAGAAAGAGAGGAUGCAAAAGCAGGAGAAGCGCCGACAAGGUAACACCGAUGACGAUAGAAGCCUGGGGGAUCCGAACAAGGCGGAAAACAAGAGGCUGAAAACCAUUGCCGAGAUCAAUAGGGAGGAUAAAGCGGAGAAGGCAGAUGAGGCGGAAGCGAACGAAGAACAGGAAGAAACCGCAGAAGAAUAUCAGCAUGUGAAAGAUGCGAAGCAGAGUGACAAGACGACUCUGGAUAAUGCCACCGAGGAGCAGUCCAAGAAGGUGCAACACAAGGAAAACCAGGAGGAACAGGAUAAGAAAGCGGAUGAAGAAGAGGAAGGAACCGAUGAGUUGAUGGACGUUGAAGAGCAGGAAGAAAAUGGCCAGGAAAACAAACAGGAUUUGUUGGAAAGUGAAAAGAAUGAAAAGAAAAAAGACAAACCAAGUCGGAAGGAUGAAACUGCCCGUGAUAAGGCGAAUACGGUGGAAAACGUUGACGUGGAAGGAGACACAGUCGAAACGGCACAGGUUGGAAGAGGAACGGAAACGACCGCACACACUCUCAUGGACAUCCUGCACGACAUGACACUGCCGGAGGAACCGGCGGCAGCGGAGCUGCUGGAAAUGCGCAAAAUAGUCGAACGGGAAACGCUGGCGGUGAGCGGAGCCGGCUCCCAGCCGGGCCACGAUGACUUCGACCGGUGGCAGCGGAUUUCCAAUCGAAUGCUUCCGAACGCGCGGGAACUCUGUGAACAGCUCCGGCUGAUUUUGGAACCAACCAAGUGCACCCGGCUGAAGGGUGACUACCGGACGGGUCGUCGUAUCAACAUGAAAAAGAUCAUCCCCUAUAUUGCGUCGCAAUUCCGGAAGGACAAAAUCUGGCUGCGUCGAACGAAGGCCGCCCAGCGGGACUACAAAAUUACCAUUGCCGUGGACGAUUCCAAAUCGAUGGACCAUAACAAUUCGAAGGAACUGACACUGCAAGCGAUUUCGUUGGUGUCUCAAGCGCUGACGCUGCUGGAAAGUGGCCGGCUUAAUGUGAUGUCGUUCGGAGAGGCCCCGAAAAAUUUGCUCAAGCAUUCCGAUCAGUUCGAUGGGGCCAAGCUGAUUAAUUCGUUGAAUUUCGAACAGAACCAGAGCCGAAUUGCCGAGCUGCUCGACUUCGUGCGGACAUUCAACUCGGAGGAUGCCGCUGGCUCGGACAACAGUAUUUUCGAAAAUUUACUUCUAGUGCUCAGCGAUGGCCGCAACAUCUACAGCGAGGGAGAAAAGAAGGUGAAAAACUCCGUCAAACUGGCUCGCUUGCAGCGAAUAUUCGUGGUUUACGUGAUCAUUGAUAACCCGGAGAAUAAGCACUCAAUCAUGGACAUCCGGGUGCCACUCUUUACGGCCGAUAGGAGUGAAAUUGUGAUGCAGUCCUAUCUGGAUGUGUUUCCCUUUCCGUACUAUGUGAUCGUACGCGAUCUUGGACAGCUACCGUUGGUGCUGAGCGACGCCAUGAGACAAUGGUUCGAGCUGGUCAACAGUGAGCAGUAAUGUAAGUUGGGAAGUAACUAUGUGUAUGUAAGAUUGCUACCGGGUUAAGCUUGUAGUUUGUUAGUGACUUAGAUAGAAAUAUCUAAUCUUUUAGGAUUAAAAUAAAAUGUUAUUCAACGUAGAUAUAUGCUACUAUCUACAAUAAUAGAUUAGCGAUA
Sabethes cyaneus is the source of this 17183-nucleotide messenger RNA. Its product is annotated as midasin. Gene Ontology annotation, biological process: ribosomal large subunit assembly; rRNA processing. Gene Ontology annotation, molecular function: ATP hydrolysis activity; ATP binding. The transcript has 7 exons. The record is from RefSeq and is a predicted model, not a curated record. Gene Ontology annotation, cellular component: nucleus; preribosome, large subunit precursor. The coding region runs from base 88 to 17025 and encodes 5645 amino acids. NCBI's taxonomy places the organism in Eukaryota, Metazoa, Arthropoda, Insecta, Diptera, Culicidae.